Lodderomyces pseudojiufengensis is the source of this 2988-nucleotide messenger RNA. RefSeq names its product 6-phosphofructokinase subunit alpha (gene PFK1). Gene Ontology annotation, molecular function: monosaccharide binding; fructose-6-phosphate binding; 6-phosphofructokinase activity. Bases 1 to 2988 code for a protein of 995 amino acids. Gene Ontology annotation, cellular component: mitochondrion; 6-phosphofructokinase complex; cytoplasm. The transcript has a single exon. Gene Ontology annotation, biological process: fructose 1,6-bisphosphate metabolic process; canonical glycolysis; fructose 6-phosphate metabolic process. The record is from RefSeq and is a predicted model, not a curated record. Lineage: Eukaryota; Fungi; Ascomycota; Pichiomycetes; Serinales; Debaryomycetaceae.
AUGCCUAGUGUGGAAACUAUAAGCAGAUUAAGUUAUAUAUCGCUAAUAACCAAUAAUCAAGAUGAUUUUUUGAAACUGUUUAAAUUUUAUUCAGAUUUGGGGUUCAGAUUGACCAAAAAUUUCUCAAGAAUUUCAUAUAAUGGAUCAAAUGCAUUAAAUAAUUCUCAAUUACAAUUAGGAGUUUCAAAGGAUUCAUUAAGAGAAGUGUGGUUAGAGAGUUAUCCUUUACAAAAUUUAGAUUCAAAUGGAAAUUUAAAACCAUGGCAAGAAUUAGAAAUUUAUAGUGGUGAUAAUUGUGAAAAAUUAUCAGAAUCAACAAUUUUUAAAAUUAGAUUAUCAAAUGAAAAAAGUUUAAAAUCAAUCGAUAAAAAAUUUGUACUUUUCAGUACUGAUUUAAAAAAAUUAAAGCAGAUAUUGGAAAAAUCAAAUAUAAAGAUUAAUGAAAUAGCAAAAAAUGUUUUUACCAUAAAGGAUCCAUUAGGAAAUCUUUUAUAUUUUUCAAAUAUUGAUAAUGAAUUAAAUCCAAAAGAAUAUAAUUCACCUCAAGAAUAUAUUGAAAUUAAAACAAGAGAAAUAUUAUCUUAUCAAAAUUCAUCUAAAUUUAAAUCAAGUAUGGAUUUGGUUGUUGAAGAGCAAGAUUCACAAUUGAUUAAAAAAGCAAUUAUUGGAAACAAGGGUGAUAUUGAACCAGUAACAAAGAAAAAGAAAAUAGCAAUAAUGACAUCCGGAGGUGAUGCUCCAGGUAUGAAUCCUGCAGUAAGAGCAGUAGUAAGAGCAGCUUUAUAUCAUGGAUGUGAGGCAUAUGCGGUUUAUGAAGGAUAUGAAGGAUUAGUUAAAGGUGGUGAAUUAUUAAAAAGAAUGGAAUGGUCAGAUGUAAGAUCAUUUUUAUCAUUAGGAGGAACAGCAAUUGGUACAGCAAGAUGUAAAGAAUUUAGAGAAAGAGAAGGAAGAUUAGCAGCAGCUUUUAAUAUGGUUGAAAAUGGAAUUGAUGCUUUAGUAGUUUGUGGAGGUGAUGGUUCAUUAACUGGUGCUGAUUUAUUUAGAAGUGAAUGGCCUUCUUUAAUUAAAGAAUUAUUAGAUACUGGAAAAAUAACUCAAGAAAAAGCAAAACUUUUUAAAACCCUUACAAUUGUUGGAUUAGUUGGAUCAAUUGAUAAUGAUAUGUCAGGUACAGAUGUUACUAUUGGGUCUUAUUCAGCAUUGGAAAGAAUAACUGAAAUGGUUGAUUAUAUUGGAGCUACUGCUGCUUCUCAUUCAAGAGCAUUUGUAGUUGAAGUUAUGGGAAGACAUUGUGGUUGGUUAGCAUUAUUAUCUGGAAUGGCUACAAGUGCAGAUUAUGUAUUUAUACCUGAAUCACCACCAAAAGCAAGUGAAUGGAGAAAUGAUUUAAAAGCUGUUUGUACAAGACAUAGAAAAUAUGGUAGAAGAAAAACUACAGUCAUAGUUGCUGAAGGAGCAAUUGAUGAUGAAUUGAAUCCUAUUACUAGUGAAGAAAUUAAAAAAGUAUUAGUUGACUUAGGAUUAGAUACAAGAAUUACAAUUUUAGGUCAUGUUCAAAGAGGUGGAACUGCAGUAGCUUAUGAUAGAAGACUAGCUACUUUACAAGGAGCUGAAGCUGUGAAAGCAGUUUUAGAAACAACACCAGAAACACCUUCACCAAUGAUUGGAAUAUUGAAAAAUAAAAUAGUAAGAGUACCAUUAGUUGAUGCUGUAAAACAAACAAAAGCAGUAGCGGAAGCAAUUGAACAUCAAGAUUUUAAAAAGGCAAUGAGUUUAAGAGAUGCAAAUUUUUAUGAUGCAUAUAAAUAUUUUUGUUCAAUAACUUAUUUUGAUGAUGGUUCAAAACAAUUAAAUGAAAAUAAGAGAUUAAAUAUAGCAGUUAUUCAUGUUGGUGCAGCAUCAGCAGGUUUAAAUGCAGCGACUAGAGCAGUAGUAUUACAAAGUAUAUCAAGAGGUCAUAAUCUUUUCGCUAUAGAAGAUGGGUUUUCAGGAUUAAUUGAAGGUAGAAUAAAAGAAUUAAAAUGGUUAGAUAUUGAAGGAUGGCAUAAUAGAGGUGGAAGUGAUAUAGGUACAAACCGUUCACUACCCUCUAAAAAUUUUGGUAAAGUUGCUUAUUAUUUACAAAAAUAUAAUAUUCAAGGAUUAUUAAUUAUUGGAGGAUUUGAAGCUUUUACUUCAUUACAUGAAUUACAUGAUGAAAAACCAAAUUAUCCAAUAUUUGAUAUACCAAUGGUCGUUUUACCUGCAACUGUUUCAAAUAAUGUUCCUGGUUCUGAAUAUUCUUUAGGAUCUGAUACAUGUUUAAAUCAAUUAGUAACAUAUUGUGAUGCAGUUCAACAAUCUGCUUCAUCAAGUAGAAGAAGAGUAUUUGUUGUUGAAGUUCAAGGUGGUCAUUCUGGUUAUGUUGCAUCAUAUUGUGGAUUAAUAACUGGUGCAUUAGCUUCAUAUACUCCAGAAAGUAAAAUUAAUUUAACAGAAUUACAAAGAGAUAUUGAAUUAUUAUUUAAAGUAUUUCAAGCAGAUAGAGGAGAAGAUCAUAAUGGUAAAUUAGUUAUUAGAAAUGAACAAGCAUCAACUGUAUAUUCUACAGAAUUAAUAGCUGAUAUAAUUAGAGAAAAUGCAAAUAAAAGAUUUGAAACAAGAACAGCUAUACCAGGUCAUGUACAACAAGGUUAUACUCCAACUGCUUAUGAUAGAGUAACAGCAAUAAAAUUUGCUUUAAAAGCAAUGGAAUUUUUAGAAGAAUGGAAUAAUUGUGUUGAUAAAACUGAAAUUAAAAUAGAUGAUGCUGAAGUUGAAAGACAUAAUGCUGUAGUUAUUGGAAUACAUGGUGAUGCAACUGAAUUUACAAGUGUUAGACAUUUAUAUGAAAAUGAAGCUGAUGUUGAAUUAAGAAAAGGAAAAACUGUUCAUUGGAAAGAUAUGAUUGAAGUAGGGGAUAUGUUGAGUGGUAAAUCUUUAUUGAAAAGAGAGGAGGAAUAUUACUAA